AUGUCUACCCUCGGCAAGGCUGAGGCCACGAGCAAUGAACCGCAAAUCCCUGUCCACGUCGAGAAGUUGGAUCUUGCAGUGUCCAUCUCCUCUGGCGAUGUGGAACAGACACCUAGAGAACCGGAUCAACUUUGGACUGAAGAGGAAGAGAAGUCUCUCGUGACCAAGCUUGACUGGAGGGUUUUCCCCAUGUUGUGCACCGUCUUCGCAUUGAGUUUACUGGAUCGGGUCAAUAUUGGCGCCGCUUACAUAGCUGGCAUGGGCGAAGUUCUUGAACUCGCCGUUGGUUCACGAUACUCGAUUGCGCUCUUGAUCUUCUUCGUUGGCUACGCCAUCUUCGAGAUUCCGAGCAACCUGGUAAUCAGACGGAUCGGAGCUCAGCUAUGGCUCAGUUUUCUCAUCACCGCUUGGGGACUAUGUGUCCUUGGAAUGGGCUUUGUGCACUCCUGGGAAACCCUUACCGUUUGUAGAGCUCUAUUAGGGAUCUUCGAAGCUGGCUUACUCCCUGGCGCCAUCUUCAUCAUUGGCUCCUGGUACAAGCAAUUCGAGACCGCUCGUCGUGUGUCAAUGUUUUACAUGGCAUCCAUCCUUGCUUCAGGCUUUGGGGGAAUCUUGGCAUACGUUCUCUCUCUGAUUCGUGUGGGAGAUGGUAUCUUUCGUCAAGGAUGGAGGUGGAUCUUCAUCGUCGAAGGCAUGAUGACGGUGUCCGCUGGACUCGUGUCUUAUUGGUUUCUUGUCGAAUUCCCAGAGCGUGCACAAUGGCUGACACCACGGCAAAAGUAUAUUGCAGUGGCUAGAGUCACGCGAGACAGAAAGGUCAAGGAGUACGCUCACCCCACACUCAAACAAAGCUUGAAGAUGUUGCUCGACUGGAAGCUUGUGGUCUUCGGCAUACAAUAUUUUGUUUGCACCUCCUCGGUCUACAGUAUUGAUUUCUUCAAGCCCAUCAUUUUGUCGCAGGGGAUGGGAUUCUCCUAUGCCUUGUCUCAAGUCCUGUCCUCGCCACCAUAUGUCUUUGCUAUCAUUUGCUCUCUCACUACGGCACAUCUCAGCGACAAGUAUCGAAUUCGCUGGCCGAUCAUGUGCUUUCAGGCCCUUGUCGCCGCUGUUGGAUUGGUGAUUGUCGCCUAUGCCAAACUACCAGGCGUGAGAUACUUUGGAUUGUUCUUGGCUGUUUAUGGAACACAGGCAAACAUUCCGUCUACUCUGGCCUAUGGGCAGAGCCAGACCGCUGACAUAGCCAAGAAAGGUGUAGUUGCAGCUGCUAUGAUCACUAUUGGAGGUGCCGGGGGUAUUUCUGGCAGCACAAUCUUUCGAGCUCAGGAUGCACCUCAAUAUACCCCUGGAAUGUGGGGCACGAUUGGCAUGCAGCUACUCUACGCCGUCGUGACCUUUGCGUUCAGCAUGUGGUUGAAGCGACAGAACAGGUUGGCCGAUGAAGGCAAGAGGCCAGCACUGGAAGGCGAAGAGGGUUUCAGAUAUGCGCCAUGAUUAACACAAGACAGCCCAAAAUAGACCGGACGUGGCAUACUGAACAACACUACGACAUAUACAUACGCACGCAUAGUUUUCGGA
This is a messenger RNA of Exophiala mesophila, 1575 nucleotides long. RefSeq lists its product as uncharacterized. The transcript is spliced from 6 exons. Gene Ontology annotation, biological process: transmembrane transport. The coding region runs from base 1 to 1491 and encodes 496 amino acids. Lineage: Eukaryota; Fungi; Ascomycota; Eurotiomycetes; Chaetothyriales; Herpotrichiellaceae. Gene Ontology annotation, cellular component: membrane. The record is from RefSeq and is a predicted model, not a curated record. Gene Ontology annotation, molecular function: transmembrane transporter activity.